Messenger RNA from Pecten maximus, 2176 nucleotides. Its product is annotated as UBA-like domain-containing protein 2-A. Gene Ontology annotation, molecular function: protein binding. The transcript is spliced from 3 exons. The record is from RefSeq and is a predicted model, not a curated record. Lineage: Eukaryota; Metazoa; Mollusca; Bivalvia; Pectinida; Pectinidae. The coding region runs from base 96 to 458 and encodes 120 amino acids.
AUCAAACAGUGCUCCCUUUCAACUUCCCAAUCGAACAACAACAUUGGAACUGUCUUGCUUAGGAAGCUGUGUUUAUUUCACGCAAUACGACAAAUAUGGAAAAUUUAAAAGAACAAGUUAUGAUAAAUCAUUUUAUUUCAGCAACAGGCUGCCAUGUAGAGCAAGCUAAACAGUUGUUAGCAGCAUCAAAGUGGCAGUUUCAGACGGCUCUUAGUAUGUUCUUUCAAGAAUCGGCCAUUCCAACGUGUCGAACUUGCAAUGGAAACCAUACAAACAAUGCUCACUAUCCGCUCUGUACACCUGCCAAUACUCCUGCUACUCCACCCAAUUUCCCAGAUGCACUAGCUGCAUUAUCAAAACUUUCAACAACAGAAAAAUUCAGCUCAUCUCCAUAUGCUACAUCCCCUCAGCAGGUAGCUCAUUCUCCCAAAGGGAUGGAGAUAGAAACGCAGCGAUAACACUGGUCUGUGUUGUCUUAUAGGGACAUUGAAUGAGGGAAGAACGGAUGAGAAAGAAAAAGACUUUGUGUUAUUCGUCCAUUCUUAGAGGGAGCAAACAAGGUGGAGGGAUAUGAUGAGGAUAAGCUGGGCCAUGGUAGGCCUAGCCUGGAGGCCCCUAUGUUUUACAUGUAUUGGAAACAAAGUGCUAUAAUACCUUAUUUGGAUACCUCACUUUUAGUGUAUACCCAUACUACAUCAGACUUUUAUGUGGAAAGACUAGCACUUUCCCACCUAGAUAUGUGUGUUUAUCCAGGUGUCAUAUAAUUAGUCUGAAAUACCCUCUAUAGAUUUCUUGAUGGUAAGUUUUAUUUUCAAUUUUGUCAUUAUGAUCUAGUGCUGUGUGAGGAUGUGUGUGAUAUUUAUGUAUUACAAGAGUUUGAGAGAAGUUUGUUGCUUUAUCAUGAUACCAGUAUUUGCCCCAUCCCGAUCAGCGUUUAAGUUUGGUUGGGAGGUAUGUGAUUGUUCCCUGCCUUGUUGUUAGAGCAAGGCCACAAGUGUGGGUGUAGUUCUAGCUCUGGGAGGGUGUCCUUGUUCAGCACUGGGUACCUCAUGAUCACCCUUGUCCACUUAUAGUCAUACUAUCAUGUCUUUCCCUGUUUAAAAUAUGUUCUGAUUGAACCCUUCAUGAUCACUGAGUACCGCAAUUCAUUUUACAAAGUAAUGGUCUAUCUUAUUGUGUGAAUUUUGUCGACAUUUUAUUAAAGAUUGUGUAUAUAUGUAGAUUUAUGACUGUAUAUAGGCGUCAUGUGAUUGUGACAUUUGUUUUAGAAUAUUUGACAUCGUCAUACUCAUAAUUUCACAGGUACGACACAUCACUAAAAUAAUCUGUGUUUAUCAACUUCAACUCAUAUUGUUAUUGCUUUUUAUUUUCCCCAAAAAUAAUAAAAAAAAAAAUUUGAAUGCUUUCACUUUGCUUUUAUAGAACAUUUUACAUAAUCAUAAAAUGAAAUUUGUACUAGUCCGGGUUAGUAUCUUCAAAGGUGAAACAAAAAUGAAAAUGUCAGUGAUGUUACCCGAUAGGUUAUCAAAUUACCUUCAUUUUGAAACUAGCUAUUAACAGCAUCAACAUUAAAUCAUAAUCAUGAAAAAGUUGGAAUUUAUAGUCACGCAAUUGCAUCUCGGAUUCAUAUUGACUCAAACAUUAGCUUUUGACUCAGUAUUUAUAUAAUGAGUUCACUGUUUCAGAACGGACACGCACACUAACACAGACUUGACUGCCUUUUUGUAUUCUAUUUUGCUUAUAAUAUUAUAUACUGUACAUUUGUAUGUUUUGUACUUUGUACCAGGUUUUGCUUGUUUUAGAUCAAAUGUGUAUUUUGCCCCGAAGUUUUCUCAUAUUCUCAUGUCUAGAGAGAACUAAUCACAUGUUAAUUACUCUAAAUUUGUAUGAAUUUUGUAUAUACGUGUAUACACAUUCUAAACUUAUUGAUACUAGACAAAGUUGAUGUUUUGUUGAUAAAAAUGUUGACAAGUCUGCAGCUCCUUGUUAUAUGUAAAAACUGAAAUGAUGAUUGUAUGAUACUAAUACCUUGAUGAGAGCAAAUUUAACUCUAUAUGAUAUUGUUGUUCUUUUUCUGUUGUCAUGUUCACAUGUGAAAGACAUUGUCAGAGAAAGGCAGUUAUAUAUAGGUACCACAUGAUUUCUGUGAGUAAAUAAAAUCUUAACAAGAAACAGA